This is a messenger RNA of Thamnophis sirtalis, 1238 nucleotides long. NCBI's taxonomy places the organism in Eukaryota, Metazoa, Chordata, Lepidosauria, Squamata, Natricidae. The record is from RefSeq and is a predicted model, not a curated record.
UAGGUAUCAAGACAGCCACAGGCCUUUUUUUUAAAUGAAAAACUCCACCAGCAGUCAUAACUGCAAUCUGUCUGAAUCUUCCUUCACAUUGGAUUAAACUGUGCUUUGGGGGUAGUUGAAAUGAGACCUUUUAUUGAAGCAAUAGGAAAGUCUACAACUACUUACAUCAUUUGUUAUCCCAAUGCAGGUCUUCCUAACACCUUUGGUGGUUAUGAUGAAACGCCUCAAGUGACUGGCAAGCACAUUAAAAAUCUUGCCUUAGAUGGUUUGGUCAACAUAGUUGGUGGCUGCUGUGGUACCACUCCAGCACAUAUCAGGAAGAUAGCUGAAGAAGUAAAGGCAUGCAAACCUCGUAUCCCCCCUGCCUCUGUCUCUGAAGGCUAUAUGCUGCUGUCAGGUCUGGAACCCUUCAGGAUUGGAAAAUAUACCAACUUUGUCAACAUUGGUGAACGUUGCAAUGUUGCAGGAUCAAAGAGAUUUGCCAAACUUAUAAUGGCUGGCAAAUAUGAAGAAGCCUUGAGUGUAGCCAAGGCUCAAGUUGAGAUGGGAGCUCAGAUCCUUGACAUCAACAUGGAUGAUGGAAUGUUAGAUGGUCCAAGUGCUAUGGCCAGAUUCUGCAACUAUAUUGCUUCGGAGCCUGACAUUGCCAAGGUUAUAUAUUUAACUGGAUAGUCUUUUAAUUUCGUGAGUCUGGUGUUCUCUACAUGUCUUGGAACUACACAAUAUUUCAAUACCUCAGCAGGUUGUCUGAUUGAAAAAAUGAUAACAAGAAAUGAAAAAUCAAGAGAAAUGCAUUAGAAAUAUUAUUAUAAUUUUUGUGAUAUUUAGACAUCAUAUUUCUGAUCUGGAUUGGACUGCUAUAAUAUUCGAAGCUUACAUAAAUGUCAAGUAUUUUAUUGUCUCCUUCCCUAUAACUAACUAUCUAGAGUUAUGGUAUGGUUAAAGCCUUUGUGGUGUCCUUCUCAAAUAGUGUUGAGUUUUCAUUUCAGAAGAAAGUGCUGGCCUUGAGUCUUUUGCUCUCAUAGGAAUGUCCCUGGCUUUUGAAGUCAAUUCUUGAUUCUUGAAUUUCCAAAUCCAUAAAGGUAAAGGUUCCACUUGCACAUAUGUCCUAGUCGUUCCUGACUCUAGGGGACAGUGUUCAUCUCUGUUUUGAAGCUGAAGAGUUAGCGCUGUCAGGAGACAUCUCCGUGGUCAUGUGGCCGGCAUGACUAAACACCGAAGGCACACCAAAGGUGGUU